CCAAAUAUUUCACAAACUAGCAAUCGUUGGCUAGCCAGCUAAGAGUUGAACUAACACACCGACAAAAAGGAAAAAAAAUACAUUUCCUUACACUUGAACUGCUUACGUUUAUGUCAAGGAUUUAGGUUUCCGUGUUAACAGGAUGUCAACUCCAGCAAGACGACGUUUAAUGAGAGAUUUUAAACGGCUGCAAGAGGAUCCUCCAGCUGGGGUUAGUGGGGCCCCGUCAGAAAACAAUAUCAUGGUAUGGAACGCUGUCAUUUUUGGACCGGAGGGAACACCUUUUGAAGAUGGAACCUUCAAGCUUACCAUCGAAUUCACAGAGGAAUAUCCAAAUAAACCUCCAACAGUGCGAUUUGUCUCCAAAAUGUUUCAUCCAAAUGUGUAUGCAGAUGGCAGCAUAUGCUUAGAUAUACUUCAGAAUCGUUGGAGUCCAACCUAUGAUGUCUCCUCAAUCUUAACUUCAAUACAGUCUUUACUGGAUGAGCCAAACCCAAACAGUCCAGCCAACAGCCAAGCAGCCCAGCUGUACCAGGAAAACAAGCGGGAGUACGAGAAGAGGGUUUCUGCUAUUGUUGAACAGAGUUGGCGUGACUGUUGACCCCAGUUAUUGUUCGAGUAUGAACAGUGUCCAGCCCCGAAUCAAGAAACCACCGAUCAAGCAAACAACUGAUCUCACAGAAAUAAAAUGACACAUCUUAAAAUCCUUCUCAGUAUAUUUGUUCCAUAACUGUUGCUAGGUUUGUAUGCUGUUGUGUUGUGGCAUUCACUCCUGCCGAAUGCUAUUGUUGGGCAAUAGCGUAUGUUUGUUAAAAGUUAAUGUACCUUGUUAUAUCUGGGUUACUUGCUACGUGCCCCAACUCUUUUUCUUUUUUUAAAAAAAAGGCAAUAGCCAGUCUCUCAGUUGUCACUUUUCUACCUGUUUAUUUAUUAACUGGUUGGAUGAUGGUGACAGUUUAUUAGAUGUGCUUGCUGUGUGGUUUGCUGUGUAGAUACCAAAAGUUCAUAUCCACAACAAAAAAACAAACCUGUGUAUGGGUGUAUCUCCUUGUUUUAGUGGCCUCACUUCCUUUUGGGUUUCUUUCUUUCUGCCUUUUGAAAGCCUUUCAGAGGGAUAGAAAAUUAACCUUGGCAUGGACAUCCAUCCCUCUAACAGAUGCCUUUGGGGGUCAUUUUUCUCUCAAAUGUACUUACAAAGCCAUGCCUUUUGAUUUUAAAAAUGUUCUAGAUAUUGGUGAAUAUAUAUAUAUGUCCCUCGUCAACACAGAAACAAGACAUUUAGUACCCUUUUCGGGCACUUCACUUUGCUUCAUACAGAGUUUCAUAAUGCUGACAUUCAAAGGCUGUGUGAGAACAUUUCUAUGCUAUUUUACAAUCUUACAAAUCAGCUAUUAUAAUAGGCUGAUUACACGGUUUGAACAGGAUGGUGUCUGUUUUCAGAUUAUAAACCUUUGCACUGGUAACCCAUGUAACAAACUGUACAUUUUCUUGUAAAUAAAAUAAAUAUACAUCA
Dicentrarchus labrax (European seabass) is the source of this 1513-nucleotide messenger RNA. RefSeq names its product ubiquitin-conjugating enzyme E2 A. Gene Ontology annotation, biological process: proteasome-mediated ubiquitin-dependent protein catabolic process; protein polyubiquitination; DNA repair. Lineage: Eukaryota; Metazoa; Chordata; Actinopteri; Moronidae. The transcript has 6 exons. The coding region runs from base 143 to 601 and encodes 152 amino acids. The record is from RefSeq and is a predicted model, not a curated record. Gene Ontology annotation, cellular component: HULC complex. Gene Ontology annotation, molecular function: ubiquitin conjugating enzyme activity.